Messenger RNA from Neodiprion virginianus, 1233 nucleotides. Its product is annotated as probable ATP-dependent RNA helicase DHX35. The transcript has 5 exons. The record is from RefSeq and is a predicted model, not a curated record. Gene Ontology annotation, cellular component: catalytic step 2 spliceosome; intracellular anatomical structure. The coding region runs from base 65 to 1012 and encodes 315 amino acids. Lineage: Eukaryota; Metazoa; Arthropoda; Insecta; Hymenoptera; Diprionidae. Gene Ontology annotation, molecular function: RNA binding.
CUGCAACAGAAACGACGACGUCUUGCCGCAUAAUUUAUAAUUACUGUGAAAAGAACAAGAAAUAAUGUUUAAUAAUGUUUUUCCGGCUAAACAGGGAGUCCAAUAUUCCGCGAUAAUUCAAACCAUACGUCACUCACGACUCUACACAGAGAAUGCUUUUGACAAAUUUGUUGAAGCAACUCCUCCAGAAAUGCAACGUUCAGAUCUAGCACCUGCCAUUCUACAGCUGAAAGCUCUGGGCAUCGAUAAUGUCUUGCGAUUUAAUUUUCCCUCACCGCCACCAACAAAAAAUCUUCUGUGUGGCCUAGAACUGCUUUAUGCUUUGGGGGCCAUUGACAAUAAUGGAGAAUUGACAAGUCCGUUGGGAGCAACAAUGGCAGAAAUGCCAUUAGAUCCUGUCUAUGCCAAGUGUUUAAUAAUCUCAGGUACUAUGGAAUGCUCAGCGGAGAUAACAAUCAUCCUAGCUAUGCUUCAGGUGCAAAAUGUGUUUACAAUACCCGGAGGGGGUCAAGCAGCUCUGAAAGCACGAGUCGCACGUCGCAAGUUCGAAGCAGAAGAAGGGGAUCUGAUCACGUUGUUAAAUGUCUAUACGGCCUAUGAGUCCCAGAAAGUAACAAGCUGGUGUCACCAGAAUUUUCUCAAUCACAAAACGCUACGAAGAGCCACAGAAAUUCGUACCCAGAUGUGUAAAAUGCUUAAAAAGUUGAAUAUUCCACUUAUCUCUUGUCAACGUGACACCGAAAAGGUUCUGAGGUGCAUUACUGCCGGCCUUUUUCCCAACACUGCGUAUCUUCAUUACACUGGGGUGUACAGGACCGUUCGAGGUAGCAGGGAACUUCACAUUCACCCCAACAGCUGUUUGUACACUGUUCAACAGCCUCAAUGGCUCAUCUUUUGCGAAAUUUUGCACACCAGCAAAACGUACAUGCGAGAGUUGACAGUUGUAAAACCAGAAUGGCUGGAAGAACUAGCACCUCAUUUCUACCAAAGACGUGCCAUCGAUCCCUUCUAGCCCCCCAACGGAUGAAAAUGAAUGGAUCGCUGUUUUAAAAUACAUCAUAAACGAUGGAAGAAUUUGCAAGCACUAAAACCAUGAGAGAAGUUUUAAUUUUUCCAUCAAUGACUUUCAUUAGAUAGAAAAAAUUGAUAUGAAUUUUGGCAACUAAUAAAUUGGUACUUUGUGUAAACCGAGUUGAUUUAUUUUUUGUCGUCGUGAUCAAUACUCGAACUGAA